Molecule: messenger RNA, 1260 nt
Organism: Amyelois transitella
Lineage: Eukaryota; Metazoa; Arthropoda; Insecta; Lepidoptera; Pyralidae
Product: odorant receptor 30a-like
Exons: 5
Coding region: 1-1260 (419 amino acids)
Biological process (GO): detection of chemical stimulus involved in sensory perception of smell; sensory perception of smell
Cellular component (GO): plasma membrane
Molecular function (GO): olfactory receptor activity; odorant binding
Source: RefSeq, a predicted model, not a curated record
AUGGUACCCAUCCCAGAUUUCCCGAAGCAGGUGGAGAGUCGGGACAACGCUAUCAACCCGAGGAGGAAGCCAUCAGUCAUUACCGAGAUGUUGUUUUGGUUUGUGCACAUUUCUUUAGCUCUCUACAUUUAUAUUUUGGGGACCAUUAUGUACAACAUGUAUUACGCUAAAGGAGUUGCGGAUUACGUUAACAGUUUCUUCAGCUUAUCAAUUUUAAUAUUAACUCUUAAUGGAGAUUGGUGGACAUUAACUAAAAGGUCAAGCAUUCAAGAUGCUCUGAGACUGGUCAAGAAGAGUGACGACCUGGUGCGACAGUCCGGAAAAUUUGCUGACGAGCAUGCCGGCAUGAUGAAGAUUAUAAAGUGGCUCAUACUGGCCUGCUACACCUUCCAUUUUGUUAACGAGGUUCUUAUUUUUUCAACAGUCAGAGUCAUAACUACUACUGAAAUUACUAUCACUUCUUGCACUGGUUUGAGGCCCCUCUCAGGCAGUCCCAACAUGGCGAUAUGCAAAGCUAUGCUGACGUUCCAAGAGUUGACGGGCAUCAUCGUGGUGGCCACGUACGACGCCAUGGUGAUCCUGUUCACCUCGCACUCCACCGCCAUGUACGACCUGCUGCGGCUCGACAUCGCCAGCAUCCAGCAUCUGGAGCCCUCAGAUCCUGACGGAGAUCUCACGAUAUCUAAGCGCCUACGAGAGGCUAUUCAGCGCCACACUCUCAUUCUAGACACUGUAAGGAUAUUACAAUCCAUUUACAGUUUUGCUGUUGGUGUAGACUUCUCAAACUAUGCAGUAUCUGUCAUGCUUUUUUUUGUAGUACCACUAAACAUUUGUAUAAAAUUUGGUCCUCUUGUAGCUCAUAAUUUACUUGUUUUCUUCUUAUACUGUCUAUUAGGACAGAAACUCAAUACGGCGGCAGAAAAUUUGGAAAUGGCUAUUUACGAUUGUGGUUGGGAGAGGUUCAGUCUCAAACAUCGUAAACUGGUAUUGUUUAUGUUGAUACGGUCGCAAGAGCCCGUUAUGUUAUACGCGGCUAAAGUUGUGCCGAUUCGACUUUAUACAUUUGCUUCCACAAUGCAGGCGAUCUACAAAUUUGCUGCCGUUGACGUAGAGUUUGUAAAUGAUGAUCGUCACAACUAUUUGAUGCGAGGUCGCGUUUGGGGUCGUCACCGGAGCUCCAUUAAGUCAGGAGCCGCUCAAUCAGGCUCCGGGUUUAGCACAGGCAACGACGAUUUCUCCAACUCGAUUAAUAACGACUAG